AUGGCCGAGGCACUGGCAGCAGCUUUCACGGAUAAUCUCUUAACGUGUAGCAUCUGUCUGGGAGAGUAUGAAGACCCCCGUGUGCUGCCUUGCUACCAUACAUUUUGCUAUGGUUGUAUAUGUGACCAUUUUAAGAGAACUAGUUCUCCAAAUAGAACAUUUUUAUGCCCUGUUUGCCGGGAAAAAAUCCAGUUUCCAGCUGGUGGACUUAGUCAUCUGAAAAAGAACUUUGUCUUUAGCAAAGCCAAGGACAUCAUUACCCAGCAACAAGCAUAUACAGGGACAUUAGACAGUGAACAGACCAAUGUAGCAGCAGUGACACAAGCAAAUGCAGAAAUGACCAUCAGUUGUGAGAAACAUCCUGAUAAUAAGCUAAAAUAUUACUGUGAAGAAGAUGAUACCAUUGUAUGUGGUGACUGCGCAUCAACAGACCACUACAGACAUGGUAUUGUGCCAGUUGAAAAACUUGCAAAUGCCAAUCGAAAUAAAGUUAAAACUGCCCUUGUGAAAAUUUUGCCAAAACUAAACAUGUUCAAAGAUGCAGUGGCAAAGGAAACAGCCACUGAAAGAGAAGAAUCGAGACUCAUGACAGCGUCCAUCAAAAAAAUCAAAGAACAGGCUAAACGUAUCCGAAGAUUGGUUGAUCAGAGAGAGCAAAAACUGAUAUCAGAAGUAACUUCUGCUGGAUAUAUUAGACAAAAGCAGAAGGAGGCCAACAAGGACGCCCGUGAACUUCACCAUGCCUCCUUGCACAGUGCUUGCAAUUUUGCUCAGGAACUAAUAACAAAUGGUUCCGACUCUGACAUCAUGAUUCACAGUAAAGCUCUGACAGAGAGACUCACAGCAAUGGAGAAAAUACCAGUAGCAACUCUGGACAUAUCAGCAAAGAUAUCUUACACCCCUGGUAAGAUAUCUGCUGCUGGACUGGAGGUCAUGUUAGGACAGGUGACAGUGCAGUCACAACCUCCUAGAACUUGUAGACUGGAGGAAAAUCUUCCGAAUCCAAGAUCAGCACCACAUCCUCCCAUUUUCUUAGAAAAGGCAAAAUGUGUGAACAAUUUCUGUCCUAGACUGAAAGACAAUAAAAUCAUGUACAUAACUGGGUUGGCCAUAGAUGAACAACACAUGUAUAUUGUGGAUAGAGCUAGUGAAAAAACAGGGGUAUUCACACAUAAAGGACAAUUCAAGUUUGACUUUAAAGUAAACAGUCUAUUUGAUGUGACUGUGUCACAGACUGGUCACCUGUAUAUAACAUCACGGGGUGACAAAUGUGUCCAUGUGUACUCCACCAGGGGUCAGCACCUAACAACCAUGGGUUGUGGUAGACUUGAGAUGCUGAGUGGUGUCACACUGAACAGACAAGGUCAUGUGAUGGUUUGUGAUGGUUCAAACAAAUCUAUCUUCACAUUCCAUCCAUACAGUGGACAGCUUCUGAACACUAUUCCACUUAGUAUGUGUGAAGACCCCAUUUAUAUCACAGUGAACAGUUUGAAUGAUAACAUUGUGAUAUCAGACUGGGGCAGUAACUCUGUACACAUCCUGUCACCUACAGGUAACCAGCUGUACCAGUACGGCACAUAUGGCAGUGGUGAUGGUCAGCUGGGUUAUCCACAUGGGGUGUGCACAGACAGCUAUGGUCACAUCUUCAUUGCUGCCUAUUAUAACCACAAGAUAGUGGCACUGAGUCCACAGGGACAGUUCAUCACAAACAUUGCCACUGAGGAUGAUGGGUUAUUGUGUCCCAUGACAGUAGCCAUCAACCCUGCUGGCCAGCUGGUGGUGACAGACGAAGCUGGCAAAGUUAUGACAUUCCAGUAUUUACGAUAA
This is a messenger RNA of Lingula anatina, 1827 nucleotides long. RefSeq lists its product as uncharacterized. Gene Ontology annotation, molecular function: zinc ion binding; protein binding. Lineage: Eukaryota; Metazoa; Brachiopoda; Lingulata; Lingulida; Lingulidae. The record is from RefSeq and is a predicted model, not a curated record.